GAUUAUGUACAACCCCUGGAAUCCAAUGCUCUGCUUGCCAUUACAUGUUGUUACAUGGUCGGAUCUGGGGCCCCUCUUCCCUCACUCUCUCGCACGCGCACACUUUUCAAAACCCUUUUUAUCCUUUCCACGGCAAAACAAAUCGAAGAAACACAACACUCUCUCUCAAUCUUCUUCGCUUCCCGUUUAAAGGGUUGCUCCUUCUCUUUUUUCUUUUUUGUUUUUCUUGCCGCUAAUAAUAAUGGAUGGUCAAAGGAAUGACCAUGGCAAAAGAUCACAGCAUUCACAAUCUGAUUAUGGUGGGGGUAAAAGAAGAAACCCUGGAGACGACCCUUCUGACCAGCAUACUGUUACCAAUGAAGAUACAGUCUAUCGUUAUUUAUGUCCUUUAAGAAAGAUUGGUAGUAUUAUUGGUAAAGGUGGAGAGAUUGCUAAGCAAUUAAGGGCGGAUAGUAAGUCAAAUAUUAGGAUCAGUGAGGCAAUGCCGGGUUAUGAUGAGCGAGUUGUUACUAUUUUUAGUUCCAGUGACGAAACUAAUCUUUUUGAAGAUACUGGUGAGUAUGUUUGUCCUGCCCAAGAUGCGCUUUUUAUGGUUCACGAUAGGGUUAUUGCCGAGGACUUGAAUAAUGCUGCUGCUGCUGCUGAGGAGGAGGAGGAGGAGGAUAGGUUUGGGGAGGUGCAGCAAGUUACUGUGAGAAUGCUUGUGCCCACGGAUCAAAUUGGUUGUGUUAUAGGGAAGGGUGGACAAGUUAUUCAGAAUAUAAGGAGUGAGACUCGUGCGCAGAUUCGGAUUACCAAGGAUGAGCAUUUACCUCCUUUGGCUCUGAGUACUGAUGAGCUUCUCCUGAUACAUGGAGAACCUUCUGUUGUGAGAAAGGCACUUUACCAAGUGGCAACACGGCUUCAUGAGAAUCCAUCUCGGUCACAGCACUUGCUAUUGUCUUCUUCAGCCAACACAUAUCAAUCUGGUGGCAUGUUUGUCACUGCAAAUGCUGGAGCCCCUCUUUUGGGUCUAUAUGGCAAUUAUAAAGGUAGUUGGUCAUCAUCCUUUUACCCGGACCAGAGAGAUGAAGCUUCUGCAAAAGAUUUUUCUCUUCGUUUAGUUUGUCCCAUUGCAAACAUCGGAAGUGUGAUUGGGAAAGGUGGUGGAAUCAUCAAACAAAUUCGACAGGAAUCCAGGGCAUCUAUUAAAGUUGAUAGCUCAGGGGCUGAAGGAAAUGACUGCAUAGUAUUUAUAUCAGCAAAGGAGUUCUUUGAAGAUCAAUCUCCAACCAUGAAUGCAGCACUGCGCUUGCAACCACGAUGCAGUGAAAAAACUGAAAAGGAAUCAGGUGAUUCUGUAAUCACCACCCGCCUGCUUGUGGGAAGAUCACAAAUUGGAUGUCUUAUGGGGAAAGGUGGGGCAAUUAUUUCAGAAAUGAGGAAUCUAACAAGGGCAAACAUCCGGAUUAUUUCCGAUGACAAUCUUCCUAAGGUUGCUGGUGAAGAUGAUGAGAUGGUGCAGAUCACUGGAAGCCUUGAAGUUGCUAGUAAUGCUCUUUUGCAAGUGAUUUUAAGGUUGAAAGCCAAUAUAUUUGGAAGAGACGGAGCACUAACUACAUUUCCACCGGCUCUUCCGUUCAUUCCUGUGUCACUAGAUACAUCAGAUGGUCCAAAAUAUGGGAGCCGAGACAGACAAUCACGUGGGCGCGGAUACUCUUCUUCAUCUAGUGGAUAUGGUUCUCAUGACGUGAACCCAAGUGAUAAUUAUGGAAGUAAUGGAGGUCCACUGAUUGGCGGUGAAGGCAGUUAUGGAGCAUAUGGUGGCUUCUCAUCUGGUCGUUCUAGUGGUGCUGGGUUAUCUGGUCAGAACCCUGUUUCCCAAAGAAAAAAACAUGGGUAUUAGUCCUGUAUUCCAUUCUAGGGCCAACAGGCACAUCUCUUGAUGGUCUGUGUUCAGGUUUGUUUCAUAAGCUGUGGGAAACUCACAAUUAGUUUAGCUGGGAGGUAGUUGUACACAUCCCUUUUCUAGCUGAUUCACAAAUUGCUGGCAUGGUGAAGGUGAAAUCAGCUUGAGGGGUAGGCAUAUUCUAUACAUUGCAUCUUAGUGUUCAUGGCCAUUAGCCUUGGAUGGAUGGGUUGAAGUCCUUUGUGCAAUUAAUGUGGCAGGUUUGAUGCAUCAACUAUUUUCAUUUGCAUCACCAGCAGGUAUGUUUCUUUGCUCCUGGUUUUCAGUAAGCAGGAUGUUUGUACGGGUCAUGACCUGGCUGCCUUAUUGGUAAUUAGUUAGCUGGCUGCUGUUGUAUAACAAUGCAAGAACACAAAGAUAGUCAGGCAUGAUAUCAUUGUCUGUUUGAUGCCCAGCAAUUUAAAAUUGGUUAAGUAGGUCUUCCCAAUACUAAUAUGAAACUAGACGCUAUUUCCACGUUCUUUUAUGGCACUGGUAUUCAAUCUCAUCUCGUCUAUGGAGACAGACUCAAGAAACAAGUGAGAUUGCCUUAUUUUUGGAUGUGUUCGCUGGUAUGGUUACCGUGUUGAGCGAUCAUCACUUUUGAACAUAGAAAUCUUCUAAAUAAUGUUUGUAUACCUGUUUUUUCUGGUAUAGUUAUAUGCCUAUGUUUUCAUUAUGCCUGGUUUCUUAAUUUUCUUGUGGAAGCAAUCUCAUCGAACUUUGAUUUGUUGUUUUAUAUAAUGUUUCAGCAUAGUAGAUGGUAUCUGAUUCUUGGUUGUUCUACUUUCUCACCUCUUCAAGGCAGUUAAAUAUGAGUGUGUAUGUGGGAUUCUUGAUGUGGCUGGGACUUUUAGAGUCAAAUUUGAGUAAUCGAUUUGAUAGUGCAGUGCAUUCAAUUAUCUGGAGAACUAAUCUGUAGUAAUUAACUUGUGUUUUGCUUAUAUUGUGAAGGGUGAAGAAUGCUUUCUGCUGCCGAACUCCUGAAUAGUUUCUCUUCUUAAAUGGCCUGUAAUAUCUUUUAUAGGUAGGAUUUUGUCAUGAAUAAGAUUUUUGUAUUAGCUGAUGAUUCUGUCUUCGCUGUUGAAUAGCUCGACCUUCCCUCCCGAUUUUUUCCCUCGAUCAACGUUGUUCACAACAAUGUUAACAGACUUGGAUUAACCGUA
Molecule: messenger RNA, 3093 nt
Organism: Populus euphratica (Euphrates poplar)
Lineage: Eukaryota; Viridiplantae; Streptophyta; Magnoliopsida; Malpighiales; Salicaceae
Product: KH domain-containing protein At4g18375-like
Exons: 8
Coding region: 242-1885 (547 amino acids)
Molecular function (GO): RNA binding
Source: RefSeq, a predicted model, not a curated record